AUGGAGCAAAAUAUUUGGAGAAGACUGGGUAUUACCAGCUUUGAACCAAACGAACAGACGCCUGAGCAGGGGCAGGCCGCCGCGGCGGAGCGCUUGGCACUAGGUUUUUGCGACAAUAGGUUCUAUGGCGAGGAAUAUUGUCGCAAGUGGAAAGCGAAGAAAGACUCGGAAGAUCGCAUUAUAUACGACGGGAUCCAGCGGGAACCCGUUGAAGUGUUCAUGGAUGAAAACCCUCUAUGUUCCAUCAAUUUGGUGAAGAUUGGUAACUGUGAACGCUCAAGGGAACACAGACUCGAUGAUUAG
Molecule: messenger RNA, 303 nt
Organism: Exophiala bonariae
Lineage: Eukaryota; Fungi; Ascomycota; Eurotiomycetes; Chaetothyriales; Herpotrichiellaceae
Exons: 1
Coding region: 1-303 (100 amino acids)
Source: RefSeq, a predicted model, not a curated record